ACCUUGCUACGCUUUGCGUCGCUUUGCUAGGAGCAGUCACCUCCUCCUUGGCAAAUAGUCCUCGGCGGGGUCCGAGUUCUUGGAUAAUAGGAGAAGGGGGUCACAAGAAGUUGCAGCCAGGGAACACGGAAUCGACAAGGAGAAGAAGAUAGAGACCAAAGUUUCUGCGAUACUGUGUGAACUUAGUUAAAAACUCCCUCCUUCCUAAAAGGAUCCUUCCGCCUGCAGUAGCGGUGGUGAGGCCGAGGGAGCCGCCAUUUUGGAUGUUCGGUUCCUGCUGCCACUGCUGCCGCCGCCCCCGGAGCUGCUGGUUUCAUUCGAGGUUUCGGGCCGAGGAUGCCAGCCCCCAUCAGAUUGCGGGAGCUGAUCCGGACCAUCCGGACAGCCCGAACCCAAGCCGAAGAACGAGAAAUGAUCCAGAAAGAAUGUGCUGCAAUCCGAUCAUCUUUUAGAGAAGAAGACAAUACGUACCGGUGUCGGAAUGUGGCAAAAUUACUAUAUAUGCACAUGCUGGGCUACCCUGCUCACUUUGGACAGUUGGAAUGCCUCAAGCUUAUUGCCUCUCAAAAGUUCACAGACAAACGCAUUGGCUAUUUAGGGGCAAUGCUGCUGUUAGAUGAAAGACAAGAUGUCCAUCUUCUCAUGACAAACUGUAUCAAGAAUGAUCUUAAUCAUAGCACGCAAUAUGUACAGGGGCUAGCACUUUGUACCCUUGGCUGCAUGGGCUCUUCAGAGAUGUGCAGAGAUCUUGCAGGAGAGGUAGAGAAACUCCUGAAAACCUCCAAUUCUUACUUAAGAAAAAAGGCAGCACUGUGUGCUGUUCAUGUCAUCAGGAAGGUUCCUGAACUUAUGGAGAUGUUUUUACCAGCAACAAAAAAUUUAUUGAAUGAAAAGAACCAUGGUGUCCUUCACACAUCUGUAGUCCUCCUCACAGAAAUGUGUGAACGAAGCCCAGACAUGCUUGCACAUUUCAGAAAGAAUGAAAAGCUUGUGCCCCAGUUAGUUCGUAUUCUAAAGAACCUCAUCAUGUCGGGAUAUUCACCAGAACAUGAUGUUUCUGGUAUCAGUGACCCCUUUUUGCAGGUACGAAUUUUGCGGUUAUUAAGAAUUUUAGGACGAAAUGAUGAUGACUCAAGUGAAGCUAUGAAUGAUAUAUUAGCACAGGUUGCCACAAAUACGGAGACUAGUAAAAAUGUAGGAAAUGCUAUUCUUUAUGAAACGGUUUUGACUAUCAUGGAUAUUAAGUCAGAGAGUGGACUGCGAGUCCUAGCCAUAAACAUCCUGGGUCGUUUCUUAUUGAACAAUGACAAGAAUAUUAGAUACGUAGCUUUGACAUCUUUGUUGAAGACUGUGCAGACAGAUCAUAAUGCAGUACAGAGGCACAGAAGCACAAUCGUGGACUGUUUAAAAGAUUUGGAUGUCUCAAUAAAACGGCGUGCAAUGGAAUUGAGUUUUGCCCUGGUAAAUGGGAAUAAUAUCCGAGGCAUGAUGAAGGAAUUACUUUAUUUUCUGGAUUCAUGUGAGCCAGAAUUUAAAGCAGACUGUGCAUCUGGAAUCUUUCUUGCUGCAGAAAAGUAUGCACCUUCCAAACGGUGGCAUAUAGACACAAUUAUGCGUGUUCUGACAACGGCAGGAAGCUAUGUUCGUGAUGACGCAGUCCCCAACUUGAUCCAGUUAAUAACCAAUAGUGUGGAGAUGCAUGCCUAUACUGUCCAGCGCUUGUACAAAGCAAUUCUUGGUGAUUAUUCUCAACAACCUUUGGUACAAGUGGCUGCAUGGUGUAUAGGUGAAUAUGGAGAUCUUCUUGUAUCAGGCCAGUGCGAAGAGGAAGAACCUAUUCAGGUAACGGAAGAUGAAGUGUUGGAUAUUUUAGAAAGUGUCUUAAUCUCUAAUAUGUCCACCUCUGUGACCCGAGGUUAUGCCCUCACUGCCAUUAUGAAGCUUUCUACUCGAUUCACCUGUACAGUAAACCGAAUUAAGAAAGUGGUUUCCAUCUAUGGAAGCAGCAUUGAUGUGGAACUCCAGCAGAGGGCGGUAGAAUAUAAUGCACUUUUUAAGAAAUAUGACCAUAUGAGGUCUGCCCUCCUUGAGAGAAUGCCUGUCAUGGAAAAAGUGACCACAAAUGGCCCUACUGAGAUUGUGCAGACAAAUGGAGAGACAGAACCAGCUCCACUAGAGACCAAACCACCACCCUCUGGGCCACAGCCCACCAGCCAGGCCAAUGAUUUAUUGGAUUUGUUGGGAGGAAAUGACAUAACACCUGUUAUUCCAACUGCACCUACGAGCAAACCAGCUUCUGCUGGUGGAGAACUUCUUGAUUUGCUGGGAGACAUCAGCCUUACAGGUGCUCCAGCUGCUGCUCCUGCCCCUGCCUCAGUCCCACAGGUAGCCCAGCCCCCCUUCUUGUUGGAUGGGCUUUCAUCACAGCCUCUUUUCAAUGACAUCACUACAGGCAUCCCCUCCAUCACAGCAUACAGUAAGAACGGCUUGAAGAUAGAAUUCACCUUUGAACGGUCAAAUACCAACCCUAGCGUCACAGUGAUAACGAUACAGGCCUCCAACAGCACAGAGCUGGACAUGACGGACUUUGUUUUUCAGGCUGCAGUACCAAAGACAUUCCAGCUGCAGCUUUUGUCUCCAAGCAGCAGCGUUGUCCCAGCAUUUAAUACGGGGACCAUCACACAAGUCAUUAAAGUUCUCAACCCGCAGAAGCAACAGCUGCGAAUGCGAAUCAAGCUCACAUAUAACCACAAGGGCUCAGCAAUGCAAGAUCUAGCAGAAGUGAACAACUUUCCCCCUCAGUCCUGGCAAUGAGGGCCCGGCACCAUUCUCAUUCUUGUCCCACUCAAUCAAAGGAACCCUGGGAAGGAGGUUGUGAUCGCUGGCAAGUCCCCCCCAACUGUACCAUGGGCAUGAGGAGCUAAAGAGAACUGUUGAGGAGGAUUUUCCUGAAGUUAUUGCUGACCUUGAAGCAUUGUCAAAGACGAAUCUCCUCUCCUCCACUGUUGAGGCCGGCUGCUUCUGGAGGCUACUUUGCACUCUUCCUCCUCUUCUCCUUUGUCCGCACUUCUCUACCCCUCCCACAUUUACAGCCAGAAUCAACAUUCCCUGAGCCCCUGAGGAAAUAAGCAGCUGGUCUGGAGGAGAGGACUGGAAUCCAUGGCAAGAAAACACUCACUCUGUGUCUGCAGCAAAGAGUUGCCCCUUCUUUCUACUGUGUUUUUCUGUGGACUGGGCGAGGUGGGGGUAUCCACUCCUCAGUAGCUGGGUUACCAUCUUCAGGCGCUUUUUACAUCAGGCAUUCAGAAUGGAAAUGUUAACAAUGGACAUUAGGGAGCCCUGCCUUUUUCUACUGGUUCCCCCAAUGUUUGAAAGAGGCAUUAGGCUCCUGGUAGCCUUUUCUGUGCAUUGCUGUAUACACACAGACAGACACAUGUAUGUAAUUUUGUUACCAACACCUGGGCAGACCUGGAGAGGUUAUUUGUAAACACUGGACAGAUGCAGUUAAAAAGAGCUUGUGUUGAGAUUCGGCAUGAAGGAUAUGGUGCUCUCUUUGUAAUAGAAACUCCCAAGGCUCUUCCAGCUCCCCUUUCUCUCCAUUCUUUAGCUGUAGUCAUGAAUACUCCCCAUGAUUUUCAAAAUUGAUUCCCCUGAAAGUGCAAAGUGGACAGCUUCUAAAAGGCAUAUUAAUAGUUAUUAAUGCCCCUAUCCCCACCACAAAUUUUAAAGUUUCUCCUAAGCCCAUAACUUGCCUGUUGAACUAUGGUAAAUGGGUGGAAAGAGGAGUUUGCUUUUUAAGAUCAGACUCCUUAACAAAAGCACCUUUGCCCAUAGGAAGAGUGAGUAUCAGACUCAUCCUAGAGCAUAUUGGAGUCAUCUUCUCCAUUACUCCAAACCUUCCUUUUUAUUUCCUGAGCCUGGCUUGGACCUUGGCAUUCCAUUUGAAUUCCUUCUUCUAACUGGAACAUUUGUGUUGUAUCUGUAACACUGGCACUGAAAUAAAGACCACGCGGUUAAAGAAACCUUUCCUAUAUUGUACUUUAUGGUGUUGGAAUGAAGCCUUGUAGCUUCCUUGCCCCCUUGUGAGAGGAAGUCUUAUGGACACCAUA
This is a messenger RNA of Neomonachus schauinslandi (Hawaiian monk seal), 4109 nucleotides long. It is a transcript of the gene AP1G1, whose product is annotated as adaptor related protein complex 1 subunit gamma 1. The coding region runs from base 337 to 2814 and encodes 825 amino acids. Gene Ontology annotation, cellular component: AP-1 adaptor complex; Golgi apparatus; membrane coat. The transcript is spliced from 24 exons. Gene Ontology annotation, biological process: receptor-mediated endocytosis; intracellular protein transport; Golgi to vacuole transport. Lineage: Eukaryota; Metazoa; Chordata; Mammalia; Carnivora; Phocidae. Gene Ontology annotation, molecular function: clathrin-cargo adaptor activity. The record is from RefSeq and is a predicted model, not a curated record.